Molecule: messenger RNA, 4706 nt
Organism: Sciurus carolinensis (gray squirrel)
Lineage: Eukaryota; Metazoa; Chordata; Mammalia; Rodentia; Sciuridae
Gene: Htr2c
Product: 5-hydroxytryptamine receptor 2C
Exons: 6
Coding region: 681-2063 (460 amino acids)
Biological process (GO): feeding behavior; G protein-coupled receptor signaling pathway, coupled to cyclic nucleotide second messenger; locomotory behavior
Cellular component (GO): plasma membrane; dendrite
Molecular function (GO): neurotransmitter receptor activity; G protein-coupled serotonin receptor activity
Source: RefSeq, a predicted model, not a curated record
GGUGCGCGCCGAGGACACUUCCUCGGGCGCACGGAUCUCUCCGAUUCUGCCUUUGGGGCGGCUAGAUUGCUGCUCCAUCGGCCUGCCUGCCCCUUACCUGCAGAUGGCACAUGAACUUUUCUUCUUUCUGCACACCGUUGUCGUCGGAGUCGUCGAGAUCGUCGUGGCGCUCAUGUGAUGGCUUUCGUCCGUUUAGAGUAGUGUAGUUAGUUAGGGGCCUUCGAAGAAGAAAGAAGACGCGAUUAGCGCAGAGAUGCUGGAGGUGGUCAGUUACUAUGCUAGAGUCAGAGAAUAGGAACAAAACCAGCCAAACCUAGCCGGGGGGCGCACGGUCGCCCACAGGAGGUCGACUCGCCGGCGCUUUCCAUCGCGCCGAGCUCCCUCCGUCCCUCUCGCCCUCCGCUGAGGCGCGAGAUUGCGGCGCGCAGCGCAGCGCAGCGCACUGACUGCCGCGGGCUCCGCUGGGCGAUUGCAGCCGAGUCCGUUUCUCGUCUAGCUGCCGCCGCGGCGACCGCUGCCUUGUCUUCCUCCCGGACGCUAGUGGGUUAUCAGCUAAUACCCGCGAGCCCAGGCCAAGGAACACAAUCCUUCAAAAUUAAUUAAAGGAGAAGAUGGUAAAUCCAAUCUUUUAGUUUCUUCUCCUCAAUUUUAAACUGUGGUUGCUAAAGACCGAAGCAAUCAUGGUGAACCUGAGGAACGCGGUGCAUUCGUUCCUUGUGCACCUGGUUGGCCUACUGGUUUGGCAAUUUGAUAUUUCUGUGAGUCCAGUAGCUGCUAUAGUAACUGACAUUUUCAAUACCUCCGAUGGUGGACGCUUUAAAUUCCCAGACGGGGUACAAAACUGGCCAGCACUUUCAAUCGUCGUAAUAAUAAUCAUGACAAUAGGUGGCAACAUCCUCGUUAUCAUGGCAGUUAGCAUGGAAAAGAAACUGCACAAUGCCACCAAUUACUUCUUAAUGUCCCUAGCCAUUGCUGAUAUGCUAGUGGGACUACUUGUCAUGCCACUGUCUCUGCUUGCAAUCCUUUAUGAUUAUGUCUGGCCAUUACCUAGGUAUUUGUGCCCCGUCUGGAUUUCUUUGGAUGUUUUAUUUUCUACAGCGUCCAUCAUGCACCUCUGCGCUAUAUCGCUGGAUCGGUAUGUAGCAAUACGUAAUCCUAUUGAGCAUAGCCGUUUCAAUUCGCGGACUAAGGCCAUCAUGAAGAUUGCUAUUGUUUGGGCAAUUUCGAUAGGUGUCUCAGUUCCCAUCCCCGUGAUCGGACUGAGGGAUGAAGACAAAGUGUUCGUGAACAACACGACGUGCGUGCUCAACGACCCAAACUUCGUUCUGAUCGGAUCCUUCGUGGCGUUCUUCAUACCGCUGACGAUCAUGGUGAUCACGUAUUGCCUGACGAUUUACGUUCUGCGCAGACAAGCCCAGAUGCUACUGCAAGGCCACACCGAGGAGGAACUGGCGGGAAUCAGUCUGAAUUUACUGCAGUGCUGCAGGAGGAACACCGCUGACGAAGAGCGCCCGGCAAACCCCAAACCAGAGGCGAAUGUUGUGCGCAAAAGAAAGAAGAAGGAAAGACGUCCCCGGGGCACCAUGCAGGCGAUCAACAAUGAAAGGAAGGCGUCGAAAGUCCUUGGCAUUGUGUUCUUUGUGUUUCUGAUCAUGUGGUGCCCGUUUUUCAUUACCAAUAUUCUGUCGGUUCUUUGCGGGAAAGCCUGUAACCAAAAGCUCAUGGAAAAGCUUCUGAAUGUGUUUGUUUGGAUUGGCUAUGUGUGUUCAGGAAUUAAUCCUCUGGUGUAUACUCUGUUUAACAAAGUUUACCGAAGGGCUUUCUCCAACUAUUUGCGCUGCAAUUAUAAGGCCGACAAAAAGCCUCCUGUCAGACAGAUACCGAGAGUUGCCGCUACUGCUUUGUCUGGGAGGGAGCUUAACGUUAACAUUUAUCGGCAUACCAAUGAACCUGCCGUUAGGAAAGCUAAUGACAGCGAGCCAGGUAUAGAGAUGCAAGUUGAGAAUCUGGAGCUCCCAGAAAAUCCCUCCAAUGUGGUUAGCGAAAGGAUUAGCAGUGUGUAAGAAAGAGCAGCACAGUCUUCCUACAGUGAGGCUACACGUGUAGGAAAAAAUUUCUUCUUUAAUUUUUGUCGGUCGUAACUAAUGUAAAUAUUGCUGUCUAAAAGAGUGUUUUAUAUAUAGCUUUGCAACCCUGUACUUUACAAUCAUGCCUACCACAGUGAGAUUUAGGGUUCUAUAUUUACUGUUUAUAUAGAUGGAGACUAAGUUAUUUUGAUUCUUUGAUGAAUACAGUGUUUGUGUUUUCCAAUUCCUCCCUCCCUUACUUCCUUCUUUCCUUUCUUCCUUCCUGUCUCUCUCUCUCUCUCUGUUUCCUUUGUGCUUGUGGAAACGUUGAUGUUCCUCUCAGGUGGCAUUUGCAGGAGACCAGAAUGAUGCACGUGACAGUGGUUACAUUUCAACCACACCUAAAUUGACAAAUUCAGUGGAAUCUCUUUCCGGGUUAACAGUAAAUAUACACUUUAAACUCUUGCUCUGCUCAUCACACACAUAAACACAGUAAAAUACGUUCUGCCUAGUGCAACAUCCAUCAGUGAGUCAAUGGCAGAACUUAGCCUUGAUGUUACAUAUAGGGGCAAAAUUUGACAUUGUCGGAAUGUUGUGUCGGUAUUUUGCUGCAAUGUCCGUCCCCAAACAUAGUGGUAUUUUAACACAGCAGCUGGUUAACCAGGACUACAGAAGUGGAAGGAUGAUAAAGAGAAAUAUACACCAAAAAGCUUUUCACUUCUUAAGGACAAUGUUCAAAUUCUGAUUAUUAUGACAAGCAAACUGGAAUUAGUGUUUUCAUUCUGGUCCUUAGUAAAUACCUAAUUCCAUAAAGAAACUGGGAAACGAGACCCCAGAGUUAUUUCCCAUUCCAGGAUUCAACAUCAAUUGGGUUUUGAUCUCAGAAUUCUGGAAAUUCGUGUGCUACACACAAAGUGAAAUUAGUAUUUUGAGCCUUAUUAAAAUAUUUUCUUAAUUAUGGUACCUCUAUCUAUAGGACCUAACUUAGCAGUCCGUUUUUAAGUAAAACUUGGAUAGGAAGCGUAGAUGGCGAGAACCUAGGAAGUUUUACUUGAUCAAGGACUACCGAAUUAGGCCCUUAGAAUGUGAAAAAAGUAAUUAAAAAGACGCUUUUACUGAACUCUGGGAAUAACAGAAAUACAGAGUUUCCAUUGGGAUUUUAAACAAAAUUUAUCUCAUUUUCAGAUCCUUCCAAACUCUCUAGUGCAGGAAAAGGCUGCAGCUUAUUUGUGAAAGUGGCAAGCUCUUCAUUGUACUGCAAUUCCGUGCCAGAAAUUUAAAUCUUUGUUCAAAUAUAGUGUUGUGUUACAAUAAGUGUUGGCCAUUGUUUCAUUCGUGGGCCUGCUGCUCUCUAAGAAUUCAGUACCAUUUUAGUAGUUUGUAAACCGUGAAAGGUUUUCAAGCAUUGCUAAAGUCAGACCAUUAAGUCUAUGCUGUGUGCAGAGUAUACACGUGUUUCCAGUAACUGUGUUUCCAUGUGUGUCCAUUUUACACAACUGUGGAUAAAUUUCCGAGAAUUCAUGAUGCUAUUUCUUAUGCCUGACAGUUACUUGUGCACCUUGGAGUGUGCCUCUUAGUAUCUUAACAUUGGCGAAUGCAGAAUCUGAAUUUCCAAAACCCCUGGUCUGUGUCCUCAACACACAGCAUAGAUAAAUCCAACAGUCUGCCAUGGGGGCAGUGGAGAGCGGCUGUAUUCGAGGAAACUCAUACAGUCUCUAUUUGAUUUACAACACUGCCAGAUGUCAAUCAAUUGCUUGAGCAUGCCCAAAUAUAACAUGAAAGCAAAGUCUACCUGCCUGUUAGGUCAGUUGAACUGCAUGUUAAAACAUUACCUGAAAUUGAAUGAGGUGAUCUAAUUCUUACUGAAAUGAAGAUGUCUGAAGACACGCAUGCAUCCAGCAUGAGUUCUGCACAUACAGUUGGUGCCCUGCAUGAAUGCCAUGUAUGUUGCAUGAAUCCAUUGAUUUGUAUUAAAGUAGGGCAGAGUAGCUGAUAUAAAAAGGACUGAAGAAAAUCCUCCAGCAGUCCUUACAAAGACCAUGCAUUCAGAUCUGAAGUAGCGUGAGUAUGAGAGAAAAUUGGAAACAGCUGAUUUCUUAACUAUCAGGGCAAGCUCAUAGCACAUGUUUUACAGAGAAUUGAAAUAUAAACCAUGGAUUUCUAAAAGCACUAGCAAUAAGUUGGAUGGUAAUAGCUUAUAGCACAUUUGUUAAUAAUUCUUAUGUCAUCGAGUAGUAGUACUUAAUAGUACCCAACACAGUAAUUAUCCUCAAAUUGUGUGCUAUUCGUAAGUUCUGUGCAGUUUGGUAUGAAACAAAUAUACUCAUUUGGAUAUAAAUCUUACAGUUCAAUGUUAAAUCUACAAACUUUUAUAAAUGUUUUAAAAAAAAAGUCUGAGUGAUAAAUGUAAAAGUGGUGAAUUUACUGUCAAAUCAUUUUGAUGUACUAUUAUAUAUGUAUAUCUGUUAAGACACGUGCAACAGACUGCCUUAUAUUAUUUCCUGUAAUUCUUCUCCUUUGUCAAAUGGUACUUUUUGUGAAUGGUUGCAAAGUGUUGUCUUAUUCUUGAUUCCUGUAUGUUAUCCACUCCAAGUUUUUGUGAUACUUCCUAUUAAUUUAUUAAAUUUAUUAAAUGUUGGC